AUGUCACUAUAUGCGCGCUUGAAGCAGAAGCGCGCAUCCAUCUCUUCCAGGACCUCUUCCCGAGGCUCCAGUCCUGCGCCGGACUCGCAGGCAGCUAGAAAGUCGUCCAUGGACACGAGACAACAGCACGCCCUGAGCGUCACUUCCGCUGCCACAGGAAGCUCGGCGUCCAGCACCAGGCUGCACGAUCCGAAAUCUCCUCCGCUUCAAAGCCUUUCCGCCCUUCCGGCGGACAUCGGCGCCGCGAAUAAAGCAGCACCUCAACCUCUCGCUGUUGAGAGCAAAUCGAAGCAGACCAUCGUCAAUGGAAGUAAAGCAGCGCAGGAGGAUUUGGCGGGCUCGGCAAACGGCGCCUUCCAGGCUCAGCCGCCCGUCACAAAGCCAGGCUUGAACGGAAUCGAGACGCUCGCACAGGAGGGCAGCGCAGCAUCCUCGCCCUCUACUUUCUCGAGAGCUCGUUCCGCCUCUUUGCAGAAAGGAGCAGCAGUGUUGCGUGCUCUUGCACGAGCGCCAUCCGACGAGGAGGGCCUCACAAGAUCAGGCUUGACCCCUCUGACCAAUGGGCGCGCACUCGAUGCCAGAGAUCCGGACCUUUCCUCGGAUCCAGAUCUCAGCGAGCGAUCCGCUCAUGCCAGCCCGGUUCCAACGCCGUUCGGCAUCUCCUCGCCCGAUGAGCCCGUGACGCCCGGUCUGUCGGAUGAGGCAAAGGCCUCUGGUCGGGAGCAGCGAGAGCUUAUCAGGCGACGGGGAGAUGACAAAACCGUUGAGAAGAUUGUAGGGAUGGAUCCGCAAGACAAGGAAAAGCGCAGGAAUCUCAAAUAUGUCAGGGCCAAGAGCUGGGAAAUACCGCGCAAGAUUUUCCACGGCAGCAUUGGUGAGUGAAGACCAGCGCAUAUAAGCGGUUCCAACGGAGCGGAGGAUCAACGAGACACGAAGCCCAUUCCAGCGUCGUUUUGCCGCGAAAGAGCUGUGGCAAUUCGCACACUGACAUCACCACUGCCUACACAUGCUUUAGGCUUCUGGGUUCUCUGGGCAUAUCUCACCCACAUUCCGAAGGAGGACAUCAUCCGCAACAUGGCAAUCUUUUUGUCUGUUGUAGUGACGGCCGAUGUCAUCCGACUCAACUACCCUCCUUUCGAGGCCUUUUACGAACAGGUCCUCGGCUUCCUCAUGCGGGAAGCGGAGAAGACUCGCGUAAACGGUGUUGUGCCAUUCCUGGUGGGCGUCAUCACCGUUCUGCAUUUGUUCCCGGAAGACAUUGCUUGCGUUUCUAUCAUGAUGUAAGUCGGCUAUUGAACAAAACAUCAGCGUUGAGGAAUGGGCAUUGUUGACCCGAAUCUCAUUCGUUGUCGGGUCAGGCUCUCUUGGGCAGAUACGGCUGCCUCCACGUUCGGGAGACUCUACGGUGCUCGCACUCCGCCUCUCCCUUCGCCCCCUUUCGCAUCUCGCAAGUCAUCCGCUGGAUUCCUGGCUGCCGUGCUCGUCGGCACCACAGCUGCAUUCGUCUUUUGGGGCACUCCGAUCGCUCAAAUCGGCGAGCGAGCUGCAGGAGCUAGCUGGAUCGCAUCCUACGCCCGCUUUGGAGCCCCGCAGACUCAUGGGUACCUCUCAUCUGGCUGGUCAGGCGUCAAAUACGGUUUCAGAGCCGUGCCACCACCGUCCAACUUUGUCCAAUCUCGCGGUGCUCAAGCUGUUCGGCCCGUAAAGCAACAAGCUGCGAAAGGUCUAGGCUCCUGGUUCUCGACAUCAUCGCCAGCUGUCCCUUCGGCCAGCGAUCCCACUCCUGUUCUAUCCGCCUUCACGCGCGCUGCUUCUGCACCUGCUGGAGCGCCGCCUUCCUUGCCGCUGCCAAUCUUUUGCAUCAGCUCUGGGCUUGUCGCUGGCAUUGUCGAAGCACUUGAACUAGGCGGUGUUGAUGACAACCUCUCUCUACCUGUUGGUAGCUCUCUCGGCAUGCUGCUCGUCUUAUGGUCUUGGGGACGCGUCGCUACGGCACUUGGCCUCACCGCCUAG
This is a messenger RNA of Ceraceosorus bombacis, 2013 nucleotides long. The record is from the annotation of a GenBank genome assembly. NCBI's taxonomy places the organism in Eukaryota, Fungi, Basidiomycota, Exobasidiomycetes, Ceraceosorales, Ceraceosoraceae.